AUGUCUCAAUCUAAAGUCCACGCACGCAUCGAAGAGCUCCUCGCCAACAACCGCGAGUUCGCCAAAGAAUGGCACAACCCGUUCCACAUGAAAGAGAUGCGCCCCAAGGCAAAAGCUAGUGAGACUGGAAUCCUUGUCUUAACAUGCCUCGACCCGCGCGUCGUUCCCGAAGCAUUCCUAGGCCCCAACCUCGGCGCCGGCGUGGUCCGCAACGCCGGCGGCCGCGCCAACGACGAAGCCAUCCGCUCCAUUCUCGUCCUGCGCUCCCUCGCGAACGUCAAAGCCGUGCUCGUAAUCCAUCAUACCGACUGCGGCAUGACUCACGUGACGGAGGAGGAGAUCAAGAAGGACAUCGUGGCUAGAGGCGGGGAGGCAGCACUGGGGAAGUGGGAGCAGGGCAGUUUCGGGGCUUUCAGUGCAGCGGAGUUUGAGGAUGUGAUUAGGAGGGAUGUGGAGAGUUUGAGGAAGGAGAAGGUGCUGGAGGGGGUGGAGAUUUUGGGGUAUGGGAUGGAUAUUGAUGAGGGGGUUGUUAGGGAGGUGAAGUAG
Bacidia gigantensis is the source of this 546-nucleotide messenger RNA. RefSeq lists its product as uncharacterized. The coding region runs from base 1 to 546 and encodes 181 amino acids. NCBI's taxonomy places the organism in Eukaryota, Fungi, Ascomycota, Lecanoromycetes, Lecanorales, Ramalinaceae. The transcript has 2 exons. Gene Ontology annotation, molecular function: zinc ion binding; carbonate dehydratase activity. The record is from RefSeq and is a predicted model, not a curated record.